Molecule: messenger RNA, 3215 nt
Organism: Anolis carolinensis (green anole)
Lineage: Eukaryota; Metazoa; Chordata; Lepidosauria; Squamata; Anolidae
Product: protocadherin-8
Exons: 4
Coding region: 144-2672 (842 amino acids)
Biological process (GO): homophilic cell-cell adhesion
Cellular component (GO): plasma membrane
Molecular function (GO): calcium ion binding
Source: RefSeq, a predicted model, not a curated record
AGAGUGAAGCGGGACGUUGAGGAGGAGAACCUCUGGUUCGGGACAAAGGAGGAGGGAGCGAUUAGGACAGAAGAGAGGCGAGGCAAAGUGCAGAGCGUGAGAAGGCCUCUCGAGUUAACCCAGCUUUGGGCAGAGGAGGAGCCAUGGUCCCGCUGCUCUGGCUGCUGCUCUGCUCCUUCUCCCUGACUUGGGGCGAGACCUUCCGCUUCAGCCUGGACGAGGAAGAGCCCCCCGGGACGGUCUUCGGCGUCCUCGCGGAGGAGAUGCAGAAGCGGCUGGGCUCUGCCGUCGCCUGGAGCUUCCGCCUGCUGAAGCCGCCGGGCAACGGGUCCCUGGUGCGUGUGCGCGAGCGGGACGGGCAGCUGAGCCUGGGUCCGGAGCGGCUGGACCGGGAGGCGUUGUGCGGGCCGUCGUCGGCGUGGUGCGCGCUGAGCUUCGACGUGGUGUGCCUGGGGGCGCCCUCGUCGUCUUCGUCCCCGUCCUCGUCGUACCAGCUGCUGCAGGUGGAGGUGGAGGUGGUGGACGUGAACGACCACGCGCCCCGGUUCCCGCAGGCGGAGGUGGGCCUGGAGGUGUCGGAGGCGGCGCUGCCGGGGACGCGGCUCCCGCUGGGGCUGGCGCUGGACCCGGACGCGGGCGCCAAUGGCGUACAGAGCUUCGCGCUCUCGCCCAACCGGCACUUCGGACUGGAGGCGCCGCGCCGCGCGGACGGGCUGAAGGGCGCCGAGCUGGUGCUGCUGGCGCCGCUGGACCGCGAGGCGCAGGCCUCGUUCCGCCUGGAGCUGGUGGCCAAGGACGGCGGGAGCCCGGCGCGGUCGGGCACGGCCACGCUGGCCCUGCGCGUACUCGACGCCAACGACAACGCGCCGGCCUUCCCCCGCGGGGGCGCGCCGCGCCUGCUGGAGCUGCCCGAGGACGCGCCGCCGGGCGCCGCGCUGCUGGAGCUGGGCGCCGCCGACCCGGACGAGGGCGCCAACGGGGCGCUGCUCUACUCGUGGGGCAGCCAGGUGGGGCCCGAGGCGCGCGCCCUCUUCGCCCUCGACCCGCUCUCGGGCCGCCUCAGCCUCCGCGCCGCCCUCGACUACGAGCGCCACACCGCCUUCGAGCUCGACGUCCAGGCCUCCGACCGCGGCGCCAGCCCGCUCCGCGCCGCCUGCAAGGUCCUCGUCCGCCUCACCGACGUCAACGACAACGCGCCCCAGAUCGACCUCAGGCCCCUCCGGGCGGGAGACGGAGACGAGGGGGGCCCCGACGGGGAGGUGGUGGUGGCCUACGUCAGCGAGGCCGCGCCCACAGGCAGCCUGGUGGCCCUGGUCAGCGUCUGGGACCGCGACUCCGGCGCCAACGGGCAGGUGCGCCUCUCCCUGGAGCCCCCCGGGGAAGGCAGGCAGGGCCCCCCGCCGCCCUUCGCCCUCCGCCCCGCCCACGACGAGGAGGAGGAAGAGGCGGCGGAGGAGCAGGAGGCCAAGGAGAAGGCGCGCUCCUUCCUGCUCCUCACCACGGGGCCGCUGGACCGCGAGCGCGUGCCCGACUACAACCUCACCCUCCUGGCCCAGGACCUGGGCGCGCCCCCCGCCCGCACCGCGCGCCGCUUCUCCGUCCGCCUCGCCGACGAGAACGACCACGCGCCCCGCUUCGCCUCCCCCGCCCUCCGCCUCCCGCUGCCCGAGAACAACCCGGUGGCCGUCGAGGACGGAAGGAGGCCCUGGCUGACUUCUACAGCGGCGCUGCGGCUGAUUCCUACGGAGGGGCUGCCCCCUGGCGUCGGAAUCAUGGACCUGCGACCUCGCUUCCCUGGGAAAGAGCCUUGGGAGCUCUCCGUGGUGCUGAUCUGGGUGCUGGCUGGAGGCUGUGGCGUGCUGCUGGUCGCCAUCCUCCUGGUGGGAGCCUCCCUUUGCAAAAGCAGGAGGAACUUUCGCAAAGGAGGGAUGCCCCCGAAGCUGAGGGCAUCCCAAAGAGGCCAGAGAGGCGACUUCUCGCUUGGACAGCAUGGCUGCGUGGCCACAGAUUCAGAAGCUAACACUGCUGCCCCUUUGGGAGAAGAAAGCAGCAGAGAUGCCUUGCAUGGGGCAGAGAGAGGCCUCCCUAGUUCUGCCUCCCAGGGUCAAGGUGUGACAUCUCAUCUACUCUCAUCAGUAUGGGAGGUGGGCCAAAUAGCUUCAAGCUUCAGUGACCAUUCAGCUUUGGAUCAAUUGAGUGGGAAAGAUAGUGGAAAAGGAGACAGUGAAUGCAAUGACAGUGACUCGGACUGUAGUCGGGAAGGACUGAAGAGGCCCUCAGCAAAAAAGUCUGAGCAGCCUGCUGGAGCUGCUGCCUUUAACAAAGCAACAUUGUUCAGAGAUACAAACAAUGGCUGUGGACUGCUCGGCCACCCACCUUCAAGAAGCAUGCCUUUUCAAUUCCAUCAUGAACAUGAAGGCAUAAUCACCUAUUCUGAAGCUCAGCAUUAUAGAUAUAAUCCCCAACUUAAGAAAACUCAUUUUCAUCCUGAGCUGCUGAUGCGAAAUGAAGGCUGCUCUCCAGAUCAGGUUGAAAGACUACACAGCAUCUAUGAUAAAGUACUUAAGGACAACACAGCCCUGACUAGGACUCCAAUACUGUGCAAAGAAUUAAAUUUUUCUCCACAGAAAUCUUUAUCUACUAAUAUCUCUGAGAUAGCAACAUCAUUUUGAUAGAGCAAGAUAAAAAUGUUCCAUCCUGGAUCCUGGUUGAUAGCAUUUGUAGGUUGACGUCACUGGGAACACUAAGGAUGUACUCAGUGAAAUAAUCAGGAAUCAAACUCACUUGGCAUUGGCUCUGUUGUGCCUGUAUGUAAAAACUAUUGUCUGAAGCUUACCUAAGAGGUAAGCUGGAAAAAAUAAGUUCUUAAUUAAGUUAUGGAGUAAGAAAUGUAAGUCUACAUGAAUACUUCUUUUCUUAUUGUUUUCGAUUUCUGGAGAAUUUAUGUAUAAAAAACCCUAAAAAUGGACACAUAUAUUUUUUAAAAGAUAAAAAAUCUUGGAUUCUGAUUUUUGGACCAUGUGGUUUUUAAUAAUUGGUUUUAAUGCUUAGAUGUUUUAAUGUUUAUGGUUUUUAAUGUACAUAUUUAUAUUUUUAUUCUAUGUUUGUAUAUGCGGCCUUGAAUUGUUGCCUACUUGUAACCCGCUCUGAGCCCCCUUCAGGGUGAGAAGGGAGGGGUAUAAAUAAAGUAAAUAAAUAAAUGUAUAAAGAUGAAA